AUGAGAAUAAAUGUAUGUUUUCUUAAUUUUUUUUUUUUUUUUUUUUUUUUUUUUGUUUUGUUUUUAAAUACAAAUGAAUGUUUCCAACAAGAGGAAAAGUUAAAAAAAUUAAAGAAAUUAUUAAAUAAAAAGAUUAAAUUUGAUAUUAAUGAAAAACAUAAAAAUGGUUAUAAAAACACAAGAUAUUCAUUUAUAUAUAUUCAUGAAUUAACCUUAAUUGAUUAUGUAGAUUAUGUGUUGAAUAAAUCCUCAGAAUAUGAUUGUAUUUUAUUUUAUAUAAAUGUAGAAAGUAGUAAUAAUGUUUCCAAGUUGGAUAGAAAAACUCUUAUUUUAUUAGAAAUAUUUAACGAAGUAGCACGACAGAUCAUAUUUAAUAAUUUUGUUUUAUAUAAUGAGAGUGAAGAUGUAUUAUUAUUAAACAAAGAAAUAAGAAACGAAGAUAUAGAAACAAAGUAUGUGAACAAUAAUAAUAAUAAUAAUAAUAAUAUAUACGAAACUAAGGAUCAUAAUGAUAAGCAUAAAAAAAAUGAUUUUUUAUUAUUAAAGCCUGUUUUUUUUUUUUAUAUAAAUUUUAACAAAUCACAUAUGAAUCCCAUAAAACAUGUACACAUGAUUUAUAAUUUACCAGAAUUUGUUUAUGUACAUGAUAAGACUUUUGAUAAUAUAGAUUACCAGCUAAUAAUAGAUACCAAAUAUAUGUUAGAAUAUUAUAUAAAAGAUAUAAAAAAAAUUGAUUAUAACCAUACAGAGAUAAAUAAUAAGAUGCUUGAAACAUAUUUUAAAGAAUUUAUUUAUCUACACAAUAAAGGGAAUUGGAACAAAAUUAAUGAAAAGAAUCCAGAAGAAAAAGAAAAGGUUUUUAUAACAUUAUUAAUAAUUUUUCUAUUUCUAUUUUUAUACUUAUUUGUAUUAAUAUUACAGAAAUGUAAUUUUCUAAUUUUUUUAUGUUCCUAUUUUUUAUACUUUAUUUGUUUAAGCGGAUUAUUUCAUUGCUUAAUUAAUAAAUCAGAAUUAUAUAAUACAAGUAAAAAUUUAGAUUCUUUUUUCCAUAAAUAUAUAUAUCGUUCAACUAAUUCACAGUAUAUAUGUGAAGGUUUUAUAUUUUCAUUCCUUAUUCUGUUUAUCACAUUAUUAUUUUUUAUAUUAUUAAAAUUUUCAAGUAAUAUAAAAGAGGAGGAUACAUCUCUAUUAUUACAUAAAAGUAAAAAAAUAAAUAUCCUUUCUUUGUGUAUUUUAUGUGUCAUAUUUAUGUCUUUAAAAUUUAUACAAGAUAUUAAUUUAUAUAAAAUUUAUUUUUCGACUUAUUAUUUUUUCCCACCUCUUAAAUUUUUUAGAAAGUGA
This is a messenger RNA of Plasmodium falciparum 3D7, 1341 nucleotides long. Its product is annotated as putative dolichyl-diphosphooligosaccharide--protein glycosyltransferase subunit OST3/OST6. Lineage: Eukaryota; Apicomplexa; Aconoidasida; Haemosporida; Plasmodiidae. Gene Ontology annotation, cellular component: endoplasmic reticulum membrane. The record is from RefSeq and is a predicted model, not a curated record. The transcript has a single exon. Bases 1 to 1341 code for a protein of 446 amino acids.